AUAAGCUCAUUGAAGGGCGUGGUUUGUUAUUCAAAAUGGCCGCCACUCUGUUCCUGUUGUUGUCCGUCUUCGCUGGUCUUUCUCUAUCAGCAAACAACUCUACAGAAGGAAUCUACAACAAUGGCCAGGAAAUGGAAGGAACAGAGCCAGCGGGCGUUUUCUCAGGACUAGACUUUGCUUCAAUUGCCAACAAAGUCCUCAUUGUAGUCAUCGUAAUUAUUGGUAUUGUUGCUGCUAUAUUAGCUUAUAAAUACUACAGAACACAGCAGAGAAGAGCCAAGUUGAGCAGGUACAGGAGACUAGAAAAAACUGAGCAAAGUUUAAAACAAGAAGAUGGCGACGAUGAUGAAAUUGUUGUGUACGAGAAAGACUGAUAAAAUUACAAAAAUAAAUAAUAAUUAUUAACAUGUUUAACUGCAUCUUCCAUUGAAGCAGAUUAUAAUUCUACCAUACAGUGCAAAAGAUUAUAAUGAUUAAUUUACCAUUAUGUGUUAAUAAUUUAAUGUUCAUUGUUCUUUAUAUGUUUCUCAUUCCUUUUCACA
Molecule: messenger RNA, 542 nt
Organism: Amphimedon queenslandica
Lineage: Eukaryota; Metazoa; Porifera; Demospongiae; Haplosclerida; Niphatidae
Exons: 4
Coding region: 36-374 (112 amino acids)
Source: RefSeq, a predicted model, not a curated record